This is a messenger RNA of Phragmites australis (common reed), 2727 nucleotides long. RefSeq names its product probable beta-D-xylosidase 7. Gene Ontology annotation, biological process: arabinan catabolic process; xylan catabolic process. Bases 115 to 2598 code for a protein of 827 amino acids. The transcript has 4 exons. NCBI's taxonomy places the organism in Eukaryota, Viridiplantae, Streptophyta, Magnoliopsida, Poales, Poaceae. Gene Ontology annotation, cellular component: plant-type cell wall. Gene Ontology annotation, molecular function: xylan 1,4-beta-xylosidase activity; alpha-L-arabinofuranosidase activity. The record is from RefSeq and is a predicted model, not a curated record.
GCCCGGCACGCAUCGAUCGAUCUGCAUUGAAAUCUUCUCCGAAAGGCAAAAGAAGGAUUUCCAUCCCAUGCAAGCUUUGCGAUUCCUCUUGAUGGCUACUACUAGUGGUUGUAGAUGUACAGUGCAUCACACGCAACUCCUAUGAGCGACACGCGGCGAGCUCCCAUUCACGGAGGUCGCCUAUUUAGGCAGGCGCGCGCUCGCUGCCUUAACAGUACUACUACUUCUCCCGCCAUGGCCGCCUUCUCCACCUGCAGCCACAUCGACGCCGGCGGCAUGGCAGAGGUAGCGGUAGCGGUCCUCCUGACGCUGAUGAUGGCGUUGCUGGGAGCAGUGGUAGAGGCUGGGGACCCGCCGUUCUCGUGCGGCCCGUCAUCGGCGGAGGCGUCCCAGGGCUACGCGUUCUGCGACGCGACCCUGCCCGCGGCGCAGCGGGCCGCGGACCUGGUGGCGCGGAUGACUCCUGCGGAGAAGGUGGCGCAGUUGGGGGACCAGGCGGCCGGCGUGCCGCGGCUGGGCGUCCCGGCGUACAAGUGGUGGAACGAGGCGCUGCACGGGCUGGCCACCUCUGGCCGGGGGCUGCAUUUCGACACGCCCGGCGGCGUUCGCGCCGCCACCAGCUUCCCCCAGGUGCUGCUCACCGCCGCUGCCUUCGACGACGACCUCUGGUUCCGCAUUGGCCAGGCGAUCGGCCGGGAGGCCCGGGCGCUGUUCAACCUGGGCCAGGCGGAGGGGCUCACCAUCUGGUCCCCCAACGUCAACAUCUUCCGCGACCCGCGCUGGGGCCGCGGCCAGGAGACCCCCGGCGAAGACCCCGCCACGGCGAGCCGGUACGCCGUCGCCUUCGUCCGUGGCCUGCAGGGGAACUCCUCGACCGCUGGGCUGCUGCAGACCUCGGCGUGCUGCAAGCACGCCACGGCGUACGACCUCGAGGACUGGAACGGCGUCGCGCGGUACAGCUUCGUGGCCCGGGUGACGACGCAGGACCUGGAGGACACCUUCAACCCACCGUUCCGGAGCUGCGUCGUUGACGGGAAGGCCAGCUGUGUCAUGUGCGCCUACACGGCCGUCAAUGGCGUGCCGUCGUGCGCCAACGCCGACCUGCUCACCGGGACCAUCAGGGGAGACUGGGGCCUCGACGGGUACGUCGCCUCGGACUGCGACGCGGUGGCAAUCAUGCGUGACGCGCAGCGGUACACGCCGACGCCGGAGGACGCCGUCGCGGUCUCACUCAAGGCUGGAUUGGACAUAGACUGCGGCUCCUACGUCCAACAGCACGCCACGGGCGCGAUUCAGCAGGGGAAGCUGACGGAGCAGGACGUCGACAAGGCCCUCACCAACCUCUUCGCGGUCCGGAUGCGGCUGGGCCACUUCGAUGGCGAUCCCAGGACCAACAUGUACGGCGCCCUCGGCGCCGCGGACAUCUGCACGCCGGAGCACAAGAGCCUCGCGCUGGAGGCAGCGCAGGACGGCAUCGUCCUGAUCAAGAACGAUGCCGGCAUCCUCCCGCUCGACCGAUCUGCAGUCGCCUCUGCCGCCGCCAUCGGACCCAACGCCAACGACGGCAUGUCGCUCAUUGGCAACUACUUCGGCCCGCCAUGCGAGUCGACGACGCCGCUCAGGGGCCUCCAGGGGUACGUCAAGGACGUGAGGUUCCUGGCCGCGUGCAACUCGGCGGCCUGUGACGUCGCCGCGACAGACCAGGCGGUCGCGUUGGCGAGCUCGGCGGACUACGUCUUCCUGUUCAUGGGGCUGAGCCAGCAGCAGGAAAGCGAGGGCCGCGAUAGGACGAGUCUGCUUCUCCCGGGGAUGCAGCAGAGCCUCAUCACCGCCGUUGCCAAUGCGGCGAAGCGGCCGGUGAUCCUGGUGCUCCUCACCGGCGGCCCGGUGGACAUCACGUUCGCGCAGUCAAAUCCGAAGAUCGGCGCCAUACUGUGGGCUGGCUACCCUGGCCAGGCGGGCGGCAUCGCCAUCGCCAAAGUCCUCUUCGGCGACCACAACCCCAGCGGGAGGCUGCCAGUGACGUGGUAUCCGGAGGAGUUCACCAAAGUGCCCAUGACGGACAUGCGGAUGCGCGCCGACCCAGCGACCGGCUACCCCGGCCGGAGCUACCGUUUCUACCAGGGCAAGACUAUCUACAAGUUCGGCUACGGCCUCAGCUACUCCAGUUUCUCCCGCCGGCUCCUCUCCGGUGCCAAUAAGCCCGCCCUCUACACCAACGUCCUCACUGGCCUAAGGGAGACGUUGACCGAGGAAGGCGGCGCAAGCUACCACGUAGACGACAUCGGCACUGACGGCUGUGAGCAGCUCAAGUUUCUGGCGAUGGUGGAGGUGCUGAACCAAGGCCCCAUGGACGGCAAGCACUCAGUGCUCCUGUUCAUCCGGUGGCCGAACACGAAGAGCGGCAGGCCGGCGAGCCAGCUUAUCGGGUUCAGGAGCCAGCAUCUCAAGGCAGGGGAGAAGGCUAACCUCAGGUUUGAGGUCAGCCCGUGUGAACAUUUCAGCAGGGUUAGGGAGGACGGCAGGAAGGUGAUAGAUAAAGGGUCUCAUUUCCUCAUGGUUGACAACCAUGAGAUGGAGAUUGGAUUUGAGGCUUGAUUUUUAGAUGGCCAGAAAGAAGUACGGGUCCAUACGCUGCAAUUCUUUGCUAAAAUAAUUUAUGGCUUCAUUGAUUAUUCUGUACGACGAGAUUUUGUAACGGUUCAAACAAGCAGGACGUUAUGAAUA